UUUGUUCAUGGUUACGAGGUUUCGGUUAGCAACGACGGAAUGAACUUUGGAACACUCUAGAUGUUUAUGUUUUUGACUCAACUUGUCAAUUGUAUAUCAACGGGUCUAUGGGGAUGACCUUUGACUUGAAGGACGGCUACUGUCAUAUUGAAGGUAAAUGUGUACAAAAUGGGACUCUUAGUUUAAAACAGACUCUAAUAUGUGACACAAGAGCGGCAAGGUUUAGAUGGACAAUGGUACCAACAACUACGCAGGCACCUGUUACAGCAAAUAAGGCAAUGGCCGUUUCUGGCGAUACGGACCUGGUAGUUGUUAUUUUGUCAACAGUCGGAGCUGUCUUGGUCAUUAUUAUAUUCGUACUUGUGCUCGUCAUAUGUUGUAAAAGAAAGAAAGACAAAAACAGAUCUGAAAAUCUCCGACACACAAAUGUACAAAAUGAAUACAGCGAUGUGAAUAGUUUGGAAAUGGUUCACAUUCCUCGAGCUAAGCACUAUUUGGACGGCAAAAUAGCCCAUGAUAAUCCAACAUUCCAGUAUGAGUCCAUAUAUUCCGAAAUGGCAGAUACGACACUCGAUUCUAGCUUGCAGUCUGUCUACAAAGAAGGGUCGUAUUGUGAAUCUAAGGAUGGCUAUGUUUAUUAUUUUGGAAAGAAGUAUUGAGAAAAGGAGACAUUACAAUAACACUUUUGUAUUUUUGUAUGUUUAUCUAGAUUCUGUUUUAUAUUUAUGAUUUGAUUUUACAGACAAUUUGUGUUAAUAUGUUUUAAAACUCUUACAUUGUGCUUUUUCAUUUUUGUCGGGUUGGGCGGCCUCUGGUUUUCUGCACUUACUAUGUCAUAAAAUUAUUAUAAUAGCCAUUUAAAAUUUCUUAAUCAUAUAGAAAAUAGUUAACAUAUCCUGUUUUUUUUU
Messenger RNA from Mercenaria mercenaria, 908 nucleotides. RefSeq lists its product as uncharacterized. The record is from RefSeq and is a predicted model, not a curated record. The transcript is spliced from 4 exons. Bases 108 to 659 code for a protein of 183 amino acids. Lineage: Eukaryota; Metazoa; Mollusca; Bivalvia; Venerida; Veneridae.